AUGAUCAGACCACUUCCCGCGCUGGUCGCAGCCGUUGCAUUUGCCGUAUACGGAGGAUGUGAAUCCGAAUUUACCACACCUGGCCCGGCGCAAUAUGGCUCUGGUGAGGGAGAAAACCAAGUGUACGCCGUCGACGAUCAGAUAAACGUGGAGUGGAAGACAGAUUACGAAGGUGACUGCAACCUCUUUGUUUGGCUGGACUACCCCAGGUUGAAAUCCUUUCAAUUCUACAAAGAAAUACUAGGAAACACGACAGACACUUCGUUUGCAUGGAACGUAACUCUGGACUCCUUUUCAAUAGCCAAGGAUAUUUCAGAAGAUUCUGUGUUUCACUUUAUCCUUUACUCUUCCAAAACAAACAUACCUCUGGCCAAUUCGGCUUCUUUCAAUGUUUCUGGAUCAGACGCGCUACUAGAUAAUUCAAGAACGUCAACAUCACUCCCAGCUGAACCACCACCGGAAACUUCCAUGGUCACAUCCCUAGCAUCAGCGACGUCCAUAGCAUCAACGACAUCCAACCAACCAAAGACCACUGGAUUUGUGGAGGUGCCAGCGCAAGAGCCAGAAAAGUCAGGACUGUCCACAGCAGCAUUGGUAGGAAUCUCAGUUGGUGUCACAGUCGCAGGACUGUUGAUCUCCGGAGCUGUAGGUUUCUUUCUAUGGAGGCGCUUUGAUAGGAGGCGCAAUCAAAUGACAGGGCCAAGUUUGGAGGGAUCUGACUUUCUCAAGCCUGAGCUUGGUGGAACGCAGGUGUUGCAGAUUGGAAGUUCAGAGCUCGAUUCAACAAGAGAACCUCAAGAACUUUGGGAUACGCAGAAGAUAGGGGAGCUUGGAGAUGAAAAUAAGAUACGGAGCAUCGUUGGGCUUCAUGAAGCCCCGUAG
Messenger RNA from Fusarium sp. VM40, 882 nucleotides. The record is from the annotation of a GenBank genome assembly. NCBI's taxonomy places the organism in Eukaryota, Fungi, Ascomycota, Sordariomycetes, Hypocreales, Nectriaceae.